ACUAAUCGGACGGCUGAGAGAAACCCAUUUGGGCUUUAUAUAUAUCAAACCCUUUAUUAGGGUUUCUCCUCUCUACUCUUUGCUCGCCAUAUCCGCAGCAGCAAUACUGUGAAUACGGCUCUUUCCACUGUGUCUCGAGUUCUCUCCUCGAAGCUUCUUCCAAAAUGGUUCUUCAGAACGAUAUUGAUUUGCUGAACCCUCCGGCGGAGCUCGAGAAAAGGAAGCACAAGCUUAAGCGUCUUGUUCAGUCGCCCAACUCAUUUUUCAUGGAUGUGAAAUGCCAAGGCUGUUUCAACAUCACAACUGUUUUUAGCCACUCCCAAACUGUGGUGGUUUGCGGUAACUGCCAGACUGUGUUAUGCCAGCCAACUGGUGGACGUGCUCGCCUCACCGAGGGCUGCUCUUUCAGGAAAAAGGGUGACUGAGGGCUUUAGCUCUGUUUUUCCCAUUACACAAUUAUGAUUAUGACAUUAGAAUGGUUUCACUUGGCGAUUCCGGUAUCGAAAUUGGGGCAUCAUUUUGUUUUGCUUAUGAUAUAUUUGUUUUGUUAGUACUCUUGGCACUUUGCAAGUUCUAGUUUAUGUUGCUCUUUUGGUUUUUCCCAACUGUAUUGGAUAUGGUUUUGUUUUAAGAUGAUAUAAUUUUUAACCAGUUUUGAACUGUAUUUGUUUUGAA
This is a messenger RNA of Quercus robur (English oak), 675 nucleotides long. Its product is annotated as 40S ribosomal protein S27-2-like. Gene Ontology annotation, cellular component: ribosome; cytosolic small ribosomal subunit. The transcript is spliced from 4 exons. The coding region runs from base 165 to 425 and encodes 86 amino acids. Gene Ontology annotation, molecular function: RNA binding; structural constituent of ribosome. Gene Ontology annotation, biological process: ribosomal small subunit assembly; translation. NCBI's taxonomy places the organism in Eukaryota, Viridiplantae, Streptophyta, Magnoliopsida, Fagales, Fagaceae. The record is from RefSeq and is a predicted model, not a curated record.